AUUAUCUCAAGUGCGAGAGUUCGCAUAUGACGUCACGACUCUUUUUGCUUUCGCCCAAAAAAUAUUUUUCUGUCCGUUUCAACACAAAAUCGACCAGUUUUGGGGAUGAAAGAUGACUUCUCCCGAAUGUAUAAUGGAGACCAAUUCUCCAACUGAUGAUAAAUCGGAAAUUAAAAGGGUGCAGAGUGCUGCAGCCAUAGAGAGCAAGAAUAAGAAGCUCACGUCAACUCCUGACUAUGAACAACAACAGAAUGUCUGUAUGAAACACUUUGAUUCAUGGACAGAACAAGAGCAAGUCGACUUUGUAGAAAACCUGAUCUCACAUAUGUGCCACUACCAACAUGGGCAAAUUAACAGUUUCCUCAAGCCCAUGUUACAAAGGGAUUUCAUCUCUGCUUUACCAGGCAAAGGCUUAGACCAUGUAGCUGAAAAUAUAUUGUCCUUUUUGGAUUCCACAUCUCUCUGUGCAGCUGAGUUAGUUUGUAAAGAGUGGUAUCGAGUCAUUUCAGAUGGAAUGUUAUGGAAAAAAUUAAUUGAACGAAAAGUGUUAACGGACAGUUUAUGGAAAGGAUUAUCUGAACGAAGAGGAUGGGCAAAAUCUUUAUUCCGGCCACAACCUGGCGAAAAAAUACCAGAUCACAAAUAUUAUAGGGCACUUUACCCACAGAUAAUUUCAGAUAUAGAGCGAAUAGAAAAUAAUUGGCGCACUGGGCGUCACACCUUACACCGUAUUCACUGCCGGAGUGAGACGUCAAAGGGUGUCUACUGCUUGCAAUAUGAUGAUAACAAAAUAGUCAGUGGCCUCAGAGAUAACACAAUUAAAAUAUGGGAUUCUCAGACGCUGGAGUGUACGCAAGUGUUAACUGGCCACACUGGCUCUGUCCUAUGUCUACAGUAUGAUGACAAUAUCAUCAUUUCUGGAUCUAGCGACUCCACAAUCAGAGUGUGGAGUGUUAAAACGGGAGAGAUGUUGAACACAUUGAUCCAUCAUUGUGAGGCAGUGCUACAUUUACGCUUCAGUGACGGCAUAAUGGUCACAUGCUCAAAAGACCGUUCCAUUGCAGUUUGGGACAUGCAAUCCCCAUUAGAUAUAAAUCUCCGUCGAGUCCUCGUUGGACACAGGGCCGCAGUGAAUGUCGUCGACUUUGAUGAUAAAUACAUAGUAUCUGCAUCUGGAGACAGAACCAUCAAGGUGUGGAGCACAUCAACAUGCGAAUUUGUACGUACAUUAAAUGGUCACAAACGUGGAAUAGCUUGCCUCCAGUAUUGCGAGGGCAUUGUAGUCAGUGGGUCGUCAGACAACACAAUAAGAUUGUGGGACAUAGAAUGCGGUGCCUGCUUGAGAGUCUUAGAGGGCCAUGAGGAAUUGGUGCGAUGUAUCCGCGUAGAUAGGAAAAGAAUAGUCAGUGGAGCUUACGAUGGUAAGGUGAAAGUUUGGGAUCUGAAUGCUGCCCUUGACCCCAGAGCACCAGCAGGGACAUUGUGUAUACGCACAUUGGUGGAGCACUCUGGUAGAGUAUUUAGACUACAAUUUGAUGAAUUUCAAAUCGUCAGCAGUUCUCACGAUGACACAAUAUUAAUAUGGGACUUCUUAAAUGUUCCUCAACAGGAGAACGAUGAAAGGUCACCUUCCCGGACAUAUACAUACGUCUCCAAAUAACUGCCAUAUUGAUGAUGUCAUCUUCAUUAUCAUCUCCUGCCAAUUGUAUUCGUUUCUGUCGGAAUGGAAACCAGGAAUUCUGAUGGUCAUUGAGUAAUGCCGUUCAACUCAUUCAGCGCCAUUAGAUGUAGAUGUCAUACAUACAGAAAAUGUGAAUUAGUGAUUUGAAGUCACUUCUGUUGUGGUUGAAUGGAAAAUAUGUGCAUUUCUUUUGGUAAAGCUUUCUUGAUACAUUGCUGUACAUUUCAUGACAUGGUUUAUAUAUUUAUCACUUGGCCAUUGUGCGUAUCAAAUG
Messenger RNA from Owenia fusiformis, 1955 nucleotides. The record is from the annotation of a GenBank genome assembly. Lineage: Eukaryota; Metazoa; Annelida; Polychaeta; Sabellida; Oweniidae.